AGGGGCGGGGGGGCCCGCGCGGCGAUGGCGGCGGGGCCGGAGCUGUGCCCGCACUGCCGCCGGCCCUUCAAGCGGCUCCGCGCCCACCUCCCGCACUGCAAGGCCGCGCCGCGCCCGCCGCCGCCACCGGGAUCGCCGCCGCCUCCGGGAUCGAGCCCCCGCCCGGCCCCCGCCAGCGCACCGGGAUCGGCGCCGGCAGCGAGCCCCCAGCCCUCCCCCGCCGCCGGCUGCGUGCCGGGGCCCACACCAGCGCCAGGUCCCGGCCCGUCCCCCGGUACCGCCCGAGGUCCGGGUGCUGCCGCCGCCGGGAGCGGCUCCGGCCCCGGGCAGCCCCGGGAGGCGGCGGCGGCGGGAGGGAGCGAGGGAAGCGCGGAGCCCGCGGUGCAGGACGUGGCCAGGAGCCUGGAUCUGCACCCCGAGGAGGUGGAGGAUGUUCCCGGGAAGCUGGAGAAGGGGCUGAAGGUGGUGAUCCGGAAGCACCGUGCCAGGGUGCUCCGGGAGAAGGAGCCCGGGAGCGGGGCAGGGGCAGCGGGAGGCCGCGGAGCGCCCGGACAAGGGACGGAUCCCGGUCCUGCUCCCCCCCCGCAGCGCCCCAAAACUGCUCCAAAAUCCAAGCGCAAGGAGACUCGGAGCCAGGGAGCCGUGGGGAACGGGGCUGGGAGCUCUAAGGAAGAAAAAAGCCGUUUAAAGGCAACAAAGGUACUUCAAGAGCCCCCUGAAAGCAGAAAUAGCCCCGGUGACCUCGUCCGGCAGGAGGGGAGAGACAAACCCACGGCAGGAGAGGAGGAGCAGGUGCACCUGGAAGUUGGGGUGGGACAUAAAGCCCCCGUGUCUGCUUUGCACCCCAAGAACCUCCAUCUGUCACUGACGGAGGCGUUCGGAGCUCACGGCCGGGGGACAUCCAAGAAUGAGCUCAGCAGCCUGCCGGGGCCGCGGGACAGCGGGGAGCAGAUGGACGGAGUGUCCGAGCCCAUCCUGAGCCUGGGCAGAGACCCGGGGCUGGCUCUGCUCCACGCCCCCAAAAUCCAGCCCACCUGUUCAUGCCAGGCCUCUGGCAGGAGCACCAGGGCCGGCGCCAGGGGCUUCGAGUGGUUUCCAGACUUGUAUCCCGAUUAUGAAGGGCUGAGGAUUUUUCCAGGGAAGCGUUUCCAAGAAGAUGUGAGGAUCACAGUGGAGACACCAAGGGGCGGUUUCUCGCAGGGGCAACAAGGUCCCCUCUCGGAGAGGCCCCUGAUGGAGGUGAGGCUGGGGGAGCUGCACACCUGGAUCAGCACCUGCAACUUCUCUCCCCAGGGGCUGCUGGGAGCAGUGCAGAAAGCCUGGAGCAGUUACUGUGCCAAAUACAUCCACGUGAGGCGGGGGGGACCCGCUGGGAUCUCCAUGCUCCUGGCUGGGUACUGCCUGCUCAGCUAUGGCUGGAACUAUCAGCACCUCAAGCAGCACCGCUGGCGAAAAUACCACUGAAGGAGCUGGAGCAGCACCCAAGGAACAGCCACGGCUCCUUGGGAGGCAGCAGAAGCACCCAGGACCGGUAUCCCAGCAGGAAUUCCCAGCAGCAGAGGCCUGGUUGGGGCUGGAGCUGAGGAGGGGCCGCUUUGCAGGUCCCCUCGUGUAGCAGAGAGGUGACAGGGCCAGCCUGUGCUCACUCCUCUGUGGGUCAGGCAGCUUUUAGUAGUGAGGUAAGAAAGCCUUAGAGCCACCCUGAGAGAUCUGUGUGGGCAGCAGAGCUCCUGGAGGCUGCAGAGUCCCACAUCCCUUGACUGGGACAUGGGACAGCGCCUUGUCCUGAGCUGGCAUUAGAGAGUAUUUGGUCAUUCUGCUGUAGCUGAGUGUGGGCACUGAGGGUUGUGGCAGGGUGGACUCCAACCCCAACACCCAUUCCCUUUAAAUUCAGAGCUGUGCCUGGCCCAGCCCAGUUUGUACUCACCCCUGGUGCUGGUGGGACUGGCCAGGACCUGUAUGAAGGCACUGGAGCAGCAGCUCAGACCACAGCACCCUAAUUCCAGGGAAGAAAAAUCCAUGGGAUGAGCUGUUGUGCCCAAGGGGCAAACCCGUGUCUGCAGCAGACAAACCAGGACAGUCAGGAGUGCUAGUUGGAGCCUGCCAUUCCCAGACGUGUCUGGGAAAGGGUUGGUCACGUUGCAGGCAUGGAAGAAAAGCCAAGAAUUAAAAGUCUGAGCUCUUUAUUCUGCAGAGUGCAGUAGUGCCGUGACAGAGGUGUUGCACCAAAAACUCUCUCACCAGCAAUAAAAACCUGUGUGGGUUUUCCUUUCCUG
Molecule: messenger RNA, 2276 nt
Organism: Corvus hawaiiensis (hawaiian crow)
Lineage: Eukaryota; Metazoa; Chordata; Aves; Passeriformes; Corvidae
Gene: MTNAP1
Product: chromosome 19 C17orf80 homolog
Exons: 4
Coding region: 25-1464 (479 amino acids)
Source: RefSeq, a predicted model, not a curated record